This is a messenger RNA of Seminavis robusta, 6226 nucleotides long. The record is from the annotation of a GenBank genome assembly. Lineage: Eukaryota; Bacillariophyta; Bacillariophyceae; Naviculales; Naviculaceae.
CUGAUUAGUACGUGGACGGGAUAGCUGGUGUCAACAACCCGACCAAUCGAAACUCUAUCGUGGACUUCUUUCCCAAGUAAAGUCAGGAACAGUCCCUCAAUUGGACAAGGCGGUGCGAAGGGAUAAACAAAAGAAUUGUCAAGCAUCAGCCCUGGCAAUCUCCUGACAGUUCAGGGGUAUCGUACCAGUACCUCCAUAAGCUGGGUACCGGUAGCAACCAAAGAGGGUGGAGCUGAGCUGUGGAAAGAAAGAUCCAUCAAUAUCGGUACAAACACAACACACAGCACACUUCACACAUCACAAUACACCAUACAAGCAAACAUUCGAGGCAGCACUGUUGAGGGCAGUUGAUGGUUCCACCUAAAAAAGCACAGAAUGGAGCCAGCAUUGGAUGUUAUCGGUCGAGCCCUUCAGGGAGAUCCGGGUUCCAAUUCGUUUCUGGACAGAACUUCGUCCAUCUACGUGCUCGACGCCACGGACCCUUCGAAACCAAAGACAUAUGGCUGUUGGAACUUCAUCCAUCAAGCUAUGAAUGAGGUCGAACGGUACGAGGCCAACUAUGCCAGAAGCCAUCAGAUUCAUGCUCUACAGAAUGGAGCUGGCCUCAGCAGCCACGUCAAGCUUUUGGCUACCAUGGCGCUCAGAGUUUCCCGCAGAGCCCCCGAUGUGGACAGAAGUUUGGUGUCUACUUGCGUGGUUAAUGCGGGCUCGCAAUUCAAUGGAACACCGGAGCAAUCUCAGUGGUUGAUUGACCUGAAUCUUGAACUAAGGGAGAUUGUCAUGGGACGAAUUGCCGCCAUGGCUUUUGAUUUUAGCUUCCACAGACGAGACGGACCCCAUGGACACUCAGCAUUUGCUGAUCCAACUGUCAUGGAACUCUUCUGUGCUGUCCUGGCUUCCAACGCUGUAUCAAGCGGACCCCUGGCAGUUCAUCAUUUUGUCACGGAGUGGAUUGUACCCUCUACCAAAACAUUGCCCCCUUUUGCUGUGGCUUGUGUGACACUGCAUCUAGCCUUGGGGGCUCUGCGCAAAGCAGCACCUGCUGGAACCAAAGACAUGAUGCAACAACUAUCAGCUUCCAUUGUAGCUGCGGUUCUGGCACCCGUGUUACUAGAUGCAGUAGCUGAAGAAUCCUCUGCGAAUGCAGCUGGUGGGAGUGCCAUGAAGGAAUCACAGCACGAUAAGAACAACCAAGUUGCAGCCAUAUGUGUCAGAGCAUUGGAACGAUGGUGUGCUGCAACGGACCUCAGCCUCGCCCAGAUCAAGCACAUUUGUAGCAAAGUGGAGGUAAACUUCAUUGAAGUCAUCAAUGAUGCCAUGUACUCUGAUUCGAAACAUGUGGUGGAGGCGUUAGCAGAAUUCAUUGAGGCCUGUCUUUCUGACAAUCAAGAUACACCCACAGUCUUGGAGGAGCGAAUGACACAGGUUCGCUAUCUCCUGCAGGUUGAUGAACAUGCCUUUCAAUCCAACUUCAGCGCAGAGCAACUGAACCUGAUCGAGUCCAAGGAAAUGAGUUCCAUCGUGGAUGAACUCGUCUCAGCGAUAGGACUGCAGCGGUUCCGCUUUACAGAACGACAAAACAAUGGGGAUCAUGAUGUGUGUCGCAGUUUGGUCAGGAUUGCGUCUUCCCUGGGCUCAGCUGCAAUGAAGUUUUCGGCUGAUCACGGCCAUCCUUUGAAGAAUGAACCCGGUUUGGUCGAUCUGAUGAUGAAAGGUGCCGCUCAUCCGUCUGUCAACAUCAGUGCUAUCGCUCUGGCAGUGCUUGCGGAUGUCGUUCGGUUGGAGAAUUCCCUCGGACCCCAGCUGUUACCUUUACUACAGAGACGCGCAAUCAUUCCUCACCAUGUGGUUUCAGGUGCACCUUACUUGGCAGCGUCAGACAUAUGUGGGGUCAACUUUCAGGAGUUUCAGAUCUUUCGAGACACAGUUUUGACGUCAGCACUCCGUGCUUGCUACGAGGGCAACAGUGCAAAUUACAUGGACUCUUGCACUUCUGCCGUCGAGGAGUUCUGUUCCGAAACGGCAUCUAGCCAAGUUUCGCUACACCUUGAAGCAGCUCUCUUCUGUCUUGCGGCAGUUGCUGAUCUUGCAAUGGACACCGUAGAGAAUCAAUCCUUUCCGCAUCCUUCCCAAAUGGAACGUUGCACAUCGGCAUUGGCCGCAAAGCCGGCCAGCAUGAUGGCCAAUCCAUUGACGUUGUCUCAAAUGUGCCGCUUCUUGAGAAAUUAUACAAGAUGGUACGGGGAAAGCCAGGUACAAGGAGUCCUAGACGUAGCGACGGAUCUCGCGCUCUCUACAUUCAACCUGUGUGCCGCUUCUUACCCUGGCGGUGAACCUAGUCGAGUAAUGAUGCAGGAGAGCAAUAUAUCUCCAGGGAAAGAUGCCGCCUUAACACUCCAAGAGAUCUUGUGUCAACACCCGAAGUACUUUGUGUCGAAUUCGGCUAUAACGGCGUUGGGCGCUGGUUGGGAAGCAUCCUAUGCAGCGUGCAACCGUCCUGAUGCAAUCACAAUUGAAGAUCGUCGAGCUCUCUGCAUUGCCAUUUGCCACGUCCUUGCGGCUCUCCCAGACAAUCAAAGGGUUCGCUCGUUUCAUGCACUAGCAUUGCCGGCGCUGGACUGUUUUGAGAAAAUGACCGCAAUAGCCAACAACACAACUGGAGCAGACAAACAGCAGGAAGAGUUGAAUGGAGUGCUUCGCCGAGUUGCAGACGAAAUUGUGAUCUUCACUGUCAUGGCCAGAACAUUCACGAACGCAUGCUUUGCAAACGAUUCAGGGAUGGAAGAUGCGCACAACAGUGCACCAGAGAAACGCGUCGCCAUUCCUGUGCCUCUGCUAGUCAUCAUCCGAAAAGCGUGGCCAUCCAUUGUUCACGUGGCUGCAAUGUACAGCAAUAAUGAAAGAGUUGCAAAGGCCUUGGGUAGAUUCUUGGUGGAGUUUUUACCGCCAGAGUGCAACAGCAAAGGGAGUACUUCACUGCUGAAAGAACUGUGUUCAGUAGCUCUUUCGAUGCUGAAGAAAAAGGGGGCUGGGAGCCAGGUGAAGUUUCAACCGGUUUUUGGUUUUCUCACUGAAAUCGUGACUGUUCAUGGGGAGACAGCCGAAAAGAAAACCUCCGAAAAAGUGAACGGCCUCAGUACACCAGAGAGCAACGAGAACGUCACUGCUAUCCAGACGGAUCUACUGCUUGCAGCCGUCGAUGAGCUGCAGUCUUCUUUUGCUGCGCCAUCCAUAGGAAACGCCAAGGAGCAGGGUCAGGGCCAGCCGCCAUUUGAAAGCAAAACAUUACCGGUUCCAAAGGGGAACAUUCAUCCCGGCGAUGAGUUUUGCGCCAUGCUGGGUCUAUUCAAGACUUGUUUGGAACGGUGCCCCUCCUACUUUUUCCACUUGCCAUGUGCGCCCGGACUGGUGGGGCGCGAAGACAUGCUCAGCCGGAAGGCAACUGAUUUGGCUGUUGGAUUUCUCAAUGAAGCGGACGUAGCAACGGCUGAACACGCAAUGCAAUUUUUGGAAGCAAUGAUCAAGCUUACGCAGUCACCAAAUGAUAACAUCAAGGAACUUUCAAAAGAAACAGUCUUGACUGUCAGUCCCAGCAUGAUAUCCAUGCUUUUGCUGGGCUCGUGUGGCAAAUUGAGCUUUGCGGUGUUGGGAGACGCUGCCCACCUGAUAUGUUCCGUAUUGACAGUGUUGCCCCCUACCGAGGAUGUCCAGUCCAGUGCAAUCAACGCGCUCAAGCAUGAGCAGUUUCGGCUGGGCGACGAUGCCAGACAUGUUAUUUUUACCGCACUGGAAGGAGUCGUUAGAAAGGAGGUCACAGUUGAGAAUCUAGCGAGUCUUUUGGAACAGAAUUGGGAGCUGCAUCAGCUAAAUGAAGUCGAAAGUCUGGAGGCAAGUGACGUGGUUGUACGGUUUGUCAAACGGUUCAAACGCUGACAAUCAAUGAAUCAGAUCCAGCAAAGCAGGCUCUUGCCAUGUCAUUAUUUGCCACAACAGGCGCUUUUGUUCCCUAUAGCUUGUAAAUAUGGAUAAUGUUGUGUAGUAGCUACCAGCUAGCUAGACGAGAAUGUUGCCUGCGAUAUCUUGCCAGCUACAACAAGACCACACGUUGGAACGAACACCGAAGGCCAAGACAUAUGAUACUGGUUCAUUCUGAUGCUUGUUCAUCAGAGCAUCCGGUACGGCAAGUCUAGUUAGCACUGCGGUAGCUGAAUACUCGGGCCCAUUCAAGGCGUCGUCGCUUCUCUUCUGGCAGUGGUAAGAGAAAUUCUUGGCCAACGUCCAAAGGAGGCAAUGGAAUACCACUGGCCUUGAGCGCAUUCUCCAAUUUGGCCACUCGAGCCUGAAGCCAGCUGCGCCUCUCUGCGAGCCAACUGUUUUUGAAGAUGGUCAGUUUUAUAUCGGGGGUUCUUUUGUUGAUUGAUGGCAUCCAGGGCAGCCUGGGCAAACUUGCCAGCAUCCAUUACCCCCGCACUGAACAGGUACUGCAAGCAGGCUGGUUGGUUGCGAAAGGCCGCCAACGCAACCACCCAUUUGUGAAAGCGAUCAUCACUAUCCUCUGCAUUGCUGGCUGGGGACGCAAGCAUUGCUUUGACUCGAUUUAUGCCAAGAUGGCAAAUGAUUGCAUCUUCAGUCCUUAUCAAAAGUGAAGAAAUUCGAUUUUCGAUCAGAAUCCAAACAAUAGAGUUGACGAAAACUUGCCACCUUGAUUUUGUCGUGGCAAGUGAUUGCACCAACUACCAAAUUCCACUCUCCCGAGUCAAUGGAUUCAACUCUUGCCAUGCACAGAGACUCCAAAUCUGGCAACAGCUGGAUGCUACGGGACAGUGACGAAAUAAUACCAGCUGUAUCGGAUUCGUUAUAACAAUGGUAAUCGACGACUUCCAACGUGAGUGAUUUCAAUCCAGGCAAAUGGCUGGGUAUGUGAGCCAGUGCACCGGUGAUCUGCUGUACGUCGCACGAUUUCAUGGCGAGACUGAGAAGCUGUCGAGGAAGAUGCUGAACGAGAAUUGUACGUGGGCCAACGUCAAAAUAUCCAUCAAAGGUUGCAUGCUGCAGGUUUCCAAGGUGGGCCUGGAUCAGGGUGCCUAAAUGAAGGGCUUCAUCUUCUUCAAGGUCCCAAACGCCACAAUUGACAAAUAUAAGGAGGGAGGUGUAGCGGUGUCCAAUGGAAGGAAGUACUGCUGACAAGUCCGCGAAGGACAGAUAGGGAGUGUACUCGUCAAAUGCGAUGACACAACAACCAGGAGGGUCCUCUCUGAUCGCAACAUCGUCCCCACCUUGCACUUGGACCCCAAGCGGAACACCUAAAUCAAGCAAUCGUUCAUCCAUCCUCACAGCGUGACAAAAUAAAUGACAGAAUGCAUCGGCUUUGGAUUUUGGAUCCCCGAGACAAAGUCUUUGGCCCCAAUGAUGAAUCGAAUCGAAUCAAAUCGAAACAUACAAUCGAAUCGAAUCGAACUCAGAAUCAAUUCGACGUCAAUUAGUGUACCGUAGCUAGAUCUAGGGUAACUUUUCUAAGAAAUAUAAAUACCCCACCUUCUACAAUUCAUCUUCAGCUACAAGGAACCAACAACUCGGACAACCACAUCUACUAGCUAGAUAGUACCGGUAUUCAAAUCGUCUAUCUCUGGAUCGGAUACCACGGCGGUACCUGGCACUUACAGAGCCACAAACAUUUCUUGUCCCAGGGAGACCUACUAUUAAUAGUAUAAGAGUGGGCAAAGCUAAAGGGGCCUAGGCUUGAAGAAAUGAAUAAGGGGUACACAAUUUUUGUGCAGUUGUUAAUCUAUUGCAAAACUAGCGCCUCAGAAGGUCCCCCAUUUGCUGCCACGGCAGUUGUAUGGGAGCCAUGAAAUGACCAAAUUUUACUCUUUUAGGCUUUUUGAUUGUCGACAAAGGUAUUGGACUGGAACUUGAUUCUUAGCAUUAGAGUUUAUUAGAGUGACAACUGUGGUAUGGCGGUAGAUGGUAAGCCCCGCUAUGGGCAAUUUAGGGUUGGCUAACCACAUAGACUACGUACACAGGAUGCUCAGCAAGUUGAAAGGGCCGGAAAUCACGAUUUUAUGAAUCCAACCAAAUUGAUCAAUUCGAAACCUAAAUAUAAAACCGAAACCUAAAUAUAUAAUCGAGACCUAAAUAUAAAAUCGAAACCAAAUUACUAUGGUAAUUAACUAGUAAAAUCAAGCCGAAACCAAAAUAUAAGAUCGAAACCUAAAUAUAAAACCGA